CUCCCCGCCGGAAGCGGUGGGCGUGGCCGCGCUUGCGGAUGCGCCGGUGGCAGCGAGUGGGCGACGACGACAACGGAACCAGCGAUGUGGUUCAUGUACGCCCUGAGCUGGCUGGCGCUGCUCAUCCAGGCCGCCUUCGUCACCCUCGGCAUCGCGGCUGGACUGUACUACUUGGCGGAGUUGAUCGAAGAGUACACGGUAGCUACAAGCAGAAUUAUUAAAUACAUGAUAUGGUUCUCCACAGCGGUGCUGAUCGGGCUGUACCUCUUUGAGAACUUCCCGGGCCUUAUGGUUGGCGUGGGCCUCUUCACUAACCUGGUCUACUUCGGAUUGCUCCAGACCUUCCCUUUCAUCAUGCUCACCUCUCCGAAUUUCAUCCUGUCGUGUGUCCUGGUUGUGUUAAAUCACUACUUGGCGUUCCAGUAUUUUGCAGACGAGUAUUACCCAUUCUCAGAGGUUCUUGCCUACUUCACCUUCUGCCUGUGGCUCAUCCCCUUUGCCUUUUUCGUUUCCUUAUCCGCUGGGGAGAACGUGCUGCCCUCCACGGUGCAGACAGGAGACGACGUGGUAUCCAACUACUUCACAAAGGGGAAGAGGGGGAAACGCUCCGGCAUCCUCGUCAUCUUUUCGUUCAUCAAGGAAGCCAUCCUGCCCAGCCGCCAGAAGAUCUAUUGACGCCGCCGCCUUCUGUUCGUACCUGGAUACAUUUAUCCAGAUGGGACUUGAGGCCACGAGAGCCACCUCUCCUUGCCAUAAUUUGGAGCGAAUCUAUCGGGACGUGUGGGACAGGCAACCGCCAAUAUCGGCAGCCCAAAACUCGGGGAGGGUUGUUGCUGGGAACGCCCUUUUUUGCACAGUAGCGUAUGGAGGCGGCUGCGGUCGCGGCAAGGGGAGUGCCCUAGAAAACUUUGGGUCUUGCCUUUGCUGUCUGGAUGGGGCCCUCUGAGCUGUCGUUUUUUGUACCGAAAGCCAAACUGCUUCCUGAGCAAGGAGCAUCAGCCACGGACAGAUCUUUUCCCACCUUUUAAUGAAGUUGUUCCAAGGUUUUACCGGUGGGUGUCUCUAGGCGUCAGGUCAGGGCACACAAAACAUGGUCCCCAAGCGCUGCUCUAUAAGCCAUUGCCCACCGGACUUCCAAAACACAAUUCUUGUUAUAAAUACAACUCUGAAGUCACAGCAGAGAGACGGGCGGAGAUCUUGGCUUCUGCGCUUCUUUUACGUGACGUUUUUGGAGACAAACCUGUGUUCAACAUGUACAUCAAGGAACCCUGAGCAUUUAGAGAAGGAACUAUGACCCUCCUCUUCACUGUAGCUGCUGAGAAUCCCCGGGGCCCUUGUGGGGUAGUCCAAAGAGCAUUUACACGGGACUUCCUUGAUUUCCACUGUCCAGCAUUUGAGUUGAAAGUUUUUGAAAAACCCUGUUCAAAAGCGAAAGACAGCUGGCAUGUCCCACCCCUGGCGAGAUGUUGCUCCGUUGGAACCUGUAUCACAGACUGGAAAACACGCAGCACGCGUACCUGAAGAUACUGGGGCAGGAGGGAGGUUAAAUGGCUAUUUGUAAAGAUGUGAAGAGAGCUGCCAUUUUGGUUCCAGCGUCAAAUCGGCUUUCUGCGGUAUCACCGUGUCUGUUUGGGUUCCAGUGUCAAUCCCACCCUUUGGGGCAUCAUUCCCCCCCCCCCCCCCGAUGAUGUCUGAUGAUUCCUUCCUGCGGGGGGGGGGGGGGGUUGGGAGCUGAGGGCCUGGAGCAGCUCAAAGGCUGGGGACACUGCGAGCUCGAUUCUGGUGAUGCUCACAUUUCCCUUCCCUCUUAACCGGAUGGAAGUUUUGAUUUCUGUUUGAGCGCAGAACCUUUGUGUUAAUAAAGGCGUGAGAGGAAAGUUGUUUUCAAA
This is a messenger RNA of Heteronotia binoei (common prickly gecko), 1889 nucleotides long. RefSeq names its product testis expressed 261 (gene TEX261). The transcript has 6 exons. The record is from RefSeq and is a predicted model, not a curated record. Lineage: Eukaryota; Metazoa; Chordata; Lepidosauria; Squamata; Gekkonidae. Gene Ontology annotation, cellular component: endoplasmic reticulum membrane; COPII-coated ER to Golgi transport vesicle; Golgi membrane. Gene Ontology annotation, molecular function: COPII receptor activity. Gene Ontology annotation, biological process: endoplasmic reticulum to Golgi vesicle-mediated transport. The coding region runs from base 85 to 675 and encodes 196 amino acids.